AUGGCCAGCAGACUCCGUGUCCCCUCCCUCUCGCCCUCCCCCCUGCUCUUCCUCUUGCUCCCCGCACUGUUGCUCCUCCGCUUGCCCGGCAUGGCGAAGGGGGAUUGCUGGCUGAUAGAGGGGGAUAAAGGCUACGUUUGGCUGGCUAUCUGCAGUCAGAACCAGCCUCCAUACGAGACCAUUCCCCAGCACAUCAACAACACGGUCCAUGACCUGAGGCUGAAUGAGAACAAACUGAAAGCGGUGCUCUUCACUUCUAUGUACCGCUUCACAAACCUGACUGACCUCAAUCUCACCAAGAAUGAGAUCAGCUACAUUGAGGACGGAGCCUUUGCAGGACAAGCCAACCUACAGGUUCUGCAGCUGGGCUACAACAAGCUGACCAACCUGACAGAGGGCAUGCUGAGGGGCCUGGGUCGCAUGCAGUGCCUCUUCCUCCAGCACAACCUCAUUGAGGUCAUUGCCACCAACGCCUUCUGGGAGUGCCCGAGCCUCAGCAGCCUGGACCUAUCUUCCAACAAGUUGGCCCGCCUCGACCCGUCCACCUUCACAGUGCUCAACAGGCUGAUGGUGUGUGAACUUGCGGGGAACCCUUUCCACUGUGGCUGUGAGUUGUACAGCUUCCUCACCUGGCUGGAGGCAUUUAACAACGUCACCCACACCUAUGACCGCCUCCAGUGUGAGACCCCGCGGGAGAUGACAGGUUAUCCACUCCUGAGCCCAGUGCCCGGGCAUGGAAGAAAUGCCCGUUCCAUUCUUUCCUCCAUCUGUCGGUAUGGUAUGAUUAUUCCUGGGAUACCUUCCCUACGGCCAGAUUUAGAUGGUUCAGGAAUGGGCUUAGAUAACCCAGACCAAGGCCUCUAUCACCAGCCCACCAUGUCGUCCACUGCUGACCCAACUUAUAGCCAUCAAAUAUCCAUCAAGCUUCAAGCCGUCUCUCUCUACACGGCUUCUCUAUUGGUGCAGAUCCCACGGCCGUACAGUAAGAUGUACAUCCUGUCCCAGUACAACCAUACCUUUGUUGCCGACAUCAUGCCGCUGAAGAACAAGAAGGAGAUAAUCACUCUGGACAAGCUGAAACCACACACCAACUACACCUUUUGCGUGGCCUCCACAAGCAAAUCCCAGCGCUACAACCACACUUGUCUGUUCUUUGCGACACGGGCAAUGGGGCUGGAUGGCCAGAUAACCAAUCCGUCCACCACCACCCACUACAUCAUGACAAUUCUGGGCUGUCUGUUUGGCAUGGUCAUCGUGCUUGGAUGUGUCUACUACUGUCUCCGAAGGCGACGGAUCCAGGAGGAGAAGGAGAAGGCAAUAAGUGUGAAGAAAACCAUCCUAGAAAUGAGGUAUGGCCCGGAGGCCGCAGCAGCAGUGGCUAAUGACCCAGGUGCUAUGCAGCGUCUCCAGGAGCAGGCCCAUCACCAGCACCACCACUCUGGGGGAGCAGGGAGCAAGCUGCCACCCUCUGCCUCCUCCAGCACUGGCAUGCUCCAUGGCUCAGCCAACACCAGCUCCUCUCGCCUCUCCACAUUGCCCCAGGUGGAGAAAAUGGCUACUGCGUUCUCUGAGGCCAUGGGUACCAAGGGCAACUACAUGGAUGUGAGGACGGGGGGAGCAGCAGGGGAGGGCAGAGAGGGAGGGGUGGUGGCAGGAGGUGCAGGAGGAGCAGGGGAGGUGGUGGUGGAUAUGCGAGGUGGGGCUGAGAAUGGUACAGAGGCUGGGGAGGAUUCGGACGAUGAUGGUCGUGGCUCAGCAUCAGAGAUCUCCACCAUCGCCAAAGAGGUGGACAAGGUCAACCAGAUCAUCAACAACUGCAUCGAUGCACUGAAGCUGGAUGCGUCAGUCAUUGUGACCACCACAGACAACGCCAACCCUGUGUCCUCUGCCCAGCCUCCAGCCUGCAUCACUUCCCUCCCCCGCAACCUCCUACCCCUCUCUCCAGGCCACCCAGGGGACCAAAUCAUGGCCUCCUCCCCUAAGAUGCACUCAAAGCCCCACCCUCAGCCUCACCCCCAUCCUCAGGCUCAUCCUCAACCUCAUCCCCAACCUCACCCCCAGCCUCACCCUCAGCCUCAUCCCCAGCUCCACCAGCAGCCUCAUCCCCCCUCUAUGGCGCCAGUUCCCCUGGUAAUGCCCCUGUCUGAGCGGCCGGGCAUCAGCGGUGGGGGUUUCCUCUCCCCGCCUUACCGAGACCCACCGCCAGCCAAUGCAGUGCGGCCCCUCCAGAGGCAGUUGAGUGCCGACACAGCCGUAGCAGUGAAGAACCGUUGUGGCACCCCUUCCUCAGGGGGGUCUGUCAAAAAUGCCAGGGUGUUCAGUAUGGAUAUCCCUGAGCAGCGCAGCCCCGACCCCUGUAAGUACCCCCAGGAGAAAAGCAGUCCCGUGGGUUGUGGUGGAGGGGGUGGAAGUGGAGGAGGCAGUGGUGGGGUAGGGGGCUGCAGUGGGAAUGGGAUGGGGAAUAUCAACGGUGGUGGAGUGAGCGUGAAUGGGGGCGGAAUGGGAUGUAGUAACGGGGGUGGAGGUGGAGGGGGCCCAACAGGCUCCGGGCAGCAGCACCACCUGGAGGUUCAGCCAGACUACCACAGUUCCGAGCACCGCCACUCCUUCCCAGCGCUUUACUAUGAGGGCGCCAACAACUCACCUUCACCAGCCCAAAAGGCUUCAUUCCUCAAGCCGCUGGGGCGCACCAAGCGGGACGCCACGGCCACUUACUCCCAACUCUCGCCUUCUCGACACCACAACUACAACUCGGGCUACUCUUCCAGUCCAGAGUAUUCGUCAGAGAGCACACUGAGGAUCUGGGAGCGAUUCCGGCCUUACAAGAAGAGCCCCCGCGAGGAAGCCUCCUACAUAGCAGCGGGCCACGCCCUGCGCAAGAAGGUGCAGUUUGCGAAAGAUGAGGACCUCCAUGAUAUUUUGGACUACUGGAAGGGGGUGUCUGCCCAACAGAAGCUGUAA
Myripristis murdjan (pinecone soldierfish) is the source of this 2961-nucleotide messenger RNA. RefSeq names its product protein phosphatase 1 regulatory subunit 29-like. The transcript is spliced from 4 exons. Gene Ontology annotation, molecular function: protein binding. Gene Ontology annotation, cellular component: plasma membrane. The coding region runs from base 1 to 2961 and encodes 986 amino acids. NCBI's taxonomy places the organism in Eukaryota, Metazoa, Chordata, Actinopteri, Holocentriformes, Holocentridae. The record is from RefSeq and is a predicted model, not a curated record.